CCUGAACUUUAAACUUUACUCAUUCAGCCACUUUACUGGAGAAUCACUGCAAUGCAGCCAAAACACAGCUAACAAAUCCAGAGGACUAAAAUGGGAACUCAAAAGUGGACAAUAUGGUCUGUUUUGUUCAUGUUCUUGUUUCAUCAGGCAGAAUUGACAGUGUUUCUAUCAGCUCAAGAAGCAAAUAAAAUAAUUGCAAGAUCAAAACGUGCCCGUUUAAUUUUUCUUGAGGAGAUCUUACAAGGUAAUCUAGAAAGAGAAUGCCUUGAAGAAAUAUGUUCAUAUGAAGAAGCAAGAGAAGUGUUUGAAAACACAGAAGAAACAGACAAGUUUUGGAAUGGUUAUUUUGGUGGUCAACAGUGCUCUUUGAAUCCCUGCUUGCAUAAUGGUGUGUGCAAAGACACCAUUCGCAGUUACACAUGCAGUUGUAUUGAUGGGUACGAAGGAAGAAACUGUGCUUUUGCUAAAAACGAGUGCCGCCAUGAAAUGAAUGUGGGUUGUCAACACUUUUGCUAUCCAGAACUGAAGUCCUACCGCUGCUCGUGCGCACAAGGCUAUGAACUUGUGAAAGGCAAAUUCUGUGUUCCACUAGAUCAGUGUGCAUGUGGCAAAUUUGAAGAGGACGUGCAAAUGAAACUAAUUGCAGCUGAGAACAUCAACAGAGGAUUCCCUUGGCAGGUCCUUCUCUUAAGCUCUGAGGGAGAAGGACUGUGUGGAGGCGUUCUACUGAAAACCAGCUUCGUACUGACUACAGCUGCCUGUGCACUGCUCUCUCCUGUCAGUGCCGUGAUUGGAAAUGACAGAUUGCAUGGAGCUAGACAAUUCAUAUACGUGAAUCAGGUAAACAUACACCUCCGCUAUGACAACAGCACCGGCAAGAACAACCUGGCAGUGCUAGAACUCGAAACGCCUAGUGCCUGCAACAGCUCCCAGUUACCCAUAUGCCUUCCAGAGAGGGAUUUUGCAGAGCACGUAUUGAUUUCACAACAGGUGGCCACUCUUAGUGGGUGGAAAAUGGAGGGAAACAACUUGGCUGAUUCACUAGCUGAAUUUCAAAUUCUGUAUCUCCACGAAAAUGAAUGUGCACAAACACUCAAUAGAACUAUGAUAACCAGGGAAUUCUGUGGAUACAGUCCUAAGGCAAGAAGAGAAAAACUGGCUGGAGGAAGUUUCAGUGCUGUUAAAUAUAAAGGCACUUGGUUUCUGACGGGCAUUUUAGAAUCACAGGGAACAGAAGCAGAUGAGCGGGAAACGUUUAUAUUCACCAAGAUUUCAAGAUACAUGAUGUGGUUCAAACAGAUAAUCGAGUAAUCAAAUGCCGCAACAAAUGAAUACACAGUAUUAAUACAGGUUGCUGUUGAAAAUGUGUGUAUACUCAUCAAUUAAAAUAAAGAGGUUUGAUCUCCUCUC
Eublepharis macularius is the source of this 1410-nucleotide messenger RNA. RefSeq names its product protein Z, vitamin K dependent plasma glycoprotein (gene PROZ). Gene Ontology annotation, molecular function: serine-type endopeptidase activity; calcium ion binding. The transcript has 8 exons. Gene Ontology annotation, biological process: blood coagulation; proteolysis. Gene Ontology annotation, cellular component: extracellular region. The record is from RefSeq and is a predicted model, not a curated record. Bases 91 to 1311 code for a protein of 406 amino acids. NCBI's taxonomy places the organism in Eukaryota, Metazoa, Chordata, Lepidosauria, Squamata, Eublepharidae.